AUGAGUACGUUUAAAAUGCCUAAGAAGCUGAUUCAGAGGUGGAUAAGCAGCAAAGAAGCUUUUGGUGGGGGUAUAAGAAUAACAAAGGAUCUAGCUGGUCUUGGCUUUAGGGACCUAGAAAUGCUUAAUCAUGCACUUCUAACAAAAUUAGCUUGGAGAAUAUGCACUCAAAGUGAUCAUUUGGUUACACAAGUCCUUAAAGCUAAGUACUUCAAACAUGAAGAGUUUUUACAUAUAAAUGCUAAAAGAUAUAAUACUUCUUGGAUCUGGAGGGGUAUUGAAGUUGGUUUAAAAAAUCUUCAAUUGAAUUGCUGCAUGGAGAUGAACAAUGGUAAGAAGACCAGAAUCUGGCUGGAUAAUUGGAUUUAUGGCAUGGAAUUCAAACCAGUUCCAAAUGAUACUUCUCAUUUCUCCUAUGUGUUUGUUAAUGAACUGAUGCUACCUUACACAGCUGCUUGGAAUGUCCCACUUUUAAAUCAGCUCUUCUCCACUGAGGUAGUCAACAGAAUUAAAUGUAUGAUAAUAUCUCCAGAUGAAGAAGAUGAAGUUAAAUGGAAACCGGCUAAAGAUGGCGUCUUUACAGUCAAAAGUGCCUACAAUAAGCUAGUGGAAAACAGAGUCAACAAUCAAGCAGCACUAAAGACUGUCCCAAAGAAGACUUGGAAAUCAUUAUGGAGUAUGAACCUUCCACAUUGA
Messenger RNA from Papaver somniferum (opium poppy), 696 nucleotides. RefSeq lists its product as uncharacterized. The coding region runs from base 1 to 696 and encodes 231 amino acids. NCBI's taxonomy places the organism in Eukaryota, Viridiplantae, Streptophyta, Magnoliopsida, Ranunculales, Papaveraceae. The transcript has 2 exons. The record is from RefSeq and is a predicted model, not a curated record.